AUGAUGAUCAUAGCACCAACCCCUCGCCUCGUGCGCCACGCUGUGGCCCGGCUCCGGGCCCCGGUCUCGGCUUCCGUCUCCGUCUCGGCUCCGGCCCUGACAAUAUCCGGAAGGGCGUUUUUCUCGUCAGCCUCGUCGUUUUCGGACAUCCCAACGGUAACCCUUGCGUAUGACUUGCAUGAGCCGGCCAAACCGGUUGCAGAUGCGAAGACGUCGCCGAUUAUUUUUAUGCAUGGGUUGUUUGGGUCCAAGAAGAAUAAUCGGACUAUGAGUAAAGUCCUAGCACGAGACUUGGGGAGACAUAUCUAUGCUUUGGACCUACGGAACCAUGGCGACUCGCCCCAUGAUCAGCGGCACGACUACCUUGCCAUGGCCGCCGAUGUGGCCGAGUUCAUCCGGCAGCACGGCCUAAAAGAGCCCACUCUCAUCGGUCACUCGAUGGGCGCCAAAACAGCCCUCGCCCUCGCCCUCCAAGACCCCUCCCUCAUCACCAACCUCGUCGCCGUCGACAACGCGCCCAUCGACGCGCCCCUAACCUCCGAUUUCCCCCGCUACAUCCAAGGCAUGAAAGCCAUCGACGCAGCCAACGUCACCCGCCAGGCCGAAGCCGACAAGAUCCUGGCGCCCUACGAAUCUUCCUUCACCAUCCGCCAGUUUCUCCUCGGCAGCCUGUACAGGCCGGACCCCAAGAACGACCAGACGCUCAAGUACCGGCUGCCGCUGGGCGUGCUGGGGGGUGCGCUGGGGUACUUGGGGGAUUUCCCGUUCCGGAAUCCGAGCGAGAGGAGGUUUGUGAAGCCGGCGUUGUUUGUGCGUGGGACGAAGAGUUUGUAUGUGCCGGAUGAGGUGAUACCGGCUAUUGGAGAGUUUUUUCCGAGGUUUGAGAUGGUGGAUGUGGAUUCGGGGCAUUGGGUGAUUUCGGAGAAGCCAGAGGCUUUUCGGGAGGCGGUGGUGAACUUUUUAGAACCAAAGGAGUGA
This is a messenger RNA of Dichotomopilus funicola, 978 nucleotides long. Its product is annotated as Alpha/Beta hydrolase protein. Gene Ontology annotation, cellular component: mitochondrion. The transcript has 5 exons. Gene Ontology annotation, molecular function: carboxylic ester hydrolase activity. The record is from RefSeq and is a predicted model, not a curated record. Bases 1 to 978 code for a protein of 325 amino acids. Lineage: Eukaryota; Fungi; Ascomycota; Sordariomycetes; Sordariales; Chaetomiaceae.